Messenger RNA from Pelobates fuscus (common spadefoot toad), 2553 nucleotides. RefSeq names its product tetratricopeptide repeat domain 38 (gene TTC38). Gene Ontology annotation, molecular function: protein binding. The transcript is spliced from 14 exons. The coding region runs from base 80 to 1486 and encodes 468 amino acids. Lineage: Eukaryota; Metazoa; Chordata; Amphibia; Anura; Pelobatidae. The record is from RefSeq and is a predicted model, not a curated record.
UGGGUGGCCCCUGUGACCCAGGAUAACAAACCCUCCAUGCACAGCCUGCAGCUAGUUCCUGCACUUACUGAGUGUGAGCAUGGCCACUGACUGCCUGAGGGACUGCAAGGCUUGGGAUGAUGCUGGCCUGUCACUUUCCACAACCAGCAAUGAAGCUUGCAAGCUGUAUGAUGCCAGUUUGAUUCAGUAUGCCACAUGGACAAAUGAUGCCACCCUGGGAGGAAUCGAGGGAUGUAUUUCCAGAAUAAAAGCUGCUGAUCCGAACUUUGUUAUGGGUCACGUUCUACACAAUGGUCUGGAGCUGAUUGGAACCGGUCGUUCAGCAUUGAUUGACAAGGAUCUGGCUAAUUCAUUAAAGAUAAUGGGUGAACUUUCAAAGUCACAGGCGUUGACUGAUAGGGAGAAGUUGCAUGUUGCUGCCAUACAGACAUUCGCAAAAGGAAAUCUCCCUAAGGCGGGUGAUCUCUGGGAGGCGAUUUUAUUGACGCACCCAACAGAUCUCUUAGCCAUAAAGUUUGCUCACGAUACAUAUUUCUAUCUCGGAUACAGAACACAAAUGAGAGAUUCUGUAGCCCGCGUCCUUCCAUACUGGACCCCUAAAGAUCCCUUGUGCAGUUACAUCAGAGGCAUGCACUCUUUUGGGCUUCUUGAAACAAACUUUUAUGACGAAGCUCUGAAGGUGGCUAGUGAGGCUUUGGCUGUGAACCAGAAGGAUUCCUGGUCGGUCCAUACCAUUGCUCACGUCCACGAGAUGAAGGCCGAUGUAGAGAAUGGACUGUCCUUCAUGCAGAAGACAGAAAGGAACUGGAAUGGGAGCGACAUGCUGGCUUGUCAUGUCUACUGGCACUGGGCACUGUAUCUCAUUGAAAAGGGUGAAUAUGAGGCUGCACUAACUCUGUAUGACAAGCAUAUUGCACCUUCUUGUUUAACGAGUGAGAGUAUGCUGGAUAUUGUAGAUAAUACGUCGAUGUUGUACAGACUUCAGAUGGAAGGUGUGGAUGUGGGAGACAGGUGGAACAAAAUCCUAAACAUUACAAAGAAGCACACCAAUGAUCAUGUUCUGAUUUUCAACGACCUUCACUUCCUUAUGUCCUCCUUGGGCUCAAAGGAUCAUGGGAUGACGAACCAACUUAUGGAAUCCUUACAGGAAGUGGCAAAGUCUCCAGGAGAAAACCACCAGCAUGUACUAACCAACCAGCUGGGUUUCCCGCUGUGCCAGGCAUUGAUUGAGUUUGAUGCUGGGAAUUAUGACAAGGUGGUAGACCUGCUGCAUCCAAUCCGAUACCAGGUCCCUGAUAUAGGAGGAAGCCAUGCGCAGAGAGACAUCUUCAACCAACUCCUGAUUCAUGCAGCUCUCAACAGUAAAUCCAAACCUCAUCAGAAUUUAGCCAGAUGCCUGUUAAUAGAAAGAGAUAUUUUGAGACCAAAUUCGCCUUUGACUGAGAGGCUAAUGAGAAAGACCACUGCUGUCCACAAUCUGGCGUGAACACGAUUUGUACCAGCAAUUUAUUCUUCCACAACGUAUUCUGACAAAUCCGAGUAACAGAAAAAGAGAUGAUUAUAUUAAAUGUUAUCUGAAAAAGUGCUCCGUCUGGAAAUAUUCCAAAACAACUUUAAAUCUAAUCUGUUCAUUAUUAUCAAAAAUAGUGUAUAGGAUUUCAAGCUAGCCUUGGCUUCUUAUGGCUAUAGUACGCAUUCAGCACAUCAUCAGGAAAGUCAAACAAAACAGUUUCUUAGUACUGUAUAGUUAAAUAUAUGAAUCGUAGCAUCUGAAUGGCAGAAAUCCUAGGUUGUGAGUGGCUUGGGUUACAUGUUCUCAGUAGCCUAUUAUUUGCUUUAUCGCUAAAUCUCUGAGGGAACUCUAUCACCGGCUCUGCUGGAUGUUGAUACCCUACAACUCUUUGAAUGCUGAAGAUGCCCAGAGUAUACUGGGCGUUUUAGUUCAGCAAUAUGGGCAUCCAGAGAUUGAGGUGCCUGGUUCACCUUCACCGUAAAACACACUAAAAGCUUCAAAUAAUAAUCAAAGCCACAUUACUUCAGAUUAGUUAUAUUAAUGUAAUCAAACUCUGCAGGAAAUAUAAUUUUUAAAUUAUUUAUACAAAAAAGUUCCUGUGACAGAGACACUUGAAAAAAAUAGCCACAUACAUAAAAAAAAGGCUUCCAAAAUAUAAUGAUUCAACAAUCAUGCGGCCAUCUCCCAUCAAGAGCUUCGGACAUCUAUCACUAAAACUAAUUCUGCCCUUACCUUGUGUGUCACUAUAUCCCGCUCCCUGUAGCAUGUAAGCUCAUUGAGCAGGGCCCUCAAUGUCUCUAUUCCUGUGUAUCCAACUCGUCUGGUUACAAUUACAUGUUUAUUAGUCCACCCAUUGUACAGCGCUACGGAAUUUGUUGGCUCUAUAUAAAUAUAAUAAUAAUCAAGCUUAUUUCUGGACUUGUUUUUGGGCAGUUAUCUGCUUUGCCUCAAAUUUGAGAUUUACUGGAUAGAUUAAGUGUGUAUAAUAAACAGAGUGCCUUUCAUGCCUUUUUAAAUUCAUAAUCAAAUAACUGUCUUCA